AUAUAAUAUUGCAACAUAGGCGAGAACACGCUUGUUACUCUAUGUUCUCCUUUGCUACACGUUGCAUACAGUUCCACGCGAAGGGGGACCAACCACGCGGUUAAGCGCCCGCUUUGGUCCCUAGCACUUCAAAAGAAACCACAGCAUCAAUUCACAUCGUUUACAAACACAUUCGAUCACAUCGACAACAACUCGCUCAAAGCCACUGGGUAUUAUGUCAGAGCAUAAUCACAACCACCAUGCCAGCUAAUAAAGACCGCCUAUACAUCGCCCUUUUCGCCCGCGGAGGCAAAGCCACCAUGCCAGGCAAAGAAGACACGCACCACUGGGCCAUACUCAUCGGAUCCAAAGCUGCGACAAAUGCUGGCUCAAGCGUUCAGUACCACGCAAAGGAGCGAAUCAGCCAGGAAGGCAAAUCAGAGUUCUUUUUCGAAGAGCAUGACGCGUCCGCGCAGAUGCUGCUUAUUCUACGCGGUAUCCCCGUUAGCCAGAAUGUAUCAGGGUGGAACUGUGUGUCGUGGGUAAAGGAGGCGCUGGAGGUAGUUGAUGCCGAUACACAAGCCCUAGCCAGCACGCGGGUAUGCGACUGGGGCCGGGUGCGCGAUGCAGCGAUCGAGUAUUGUCAACGGAAGAAGGAUCAGCAUCGAUUCGACGGAAAGGGUGAUUAUGAUAUGGGUGUUAUUCCGACAUAUGAUUUGAUGGUGGGUAGGGGGCUUAUUUUUUAA
Messenger RNA from Aspergillus saccharolyticus JOP 1030-1, 725 nucleotides. RefSeq lists its product as uncharacterized. The record is from RefSeq and is a predicted model, not a curated record. The transcript is spliced from 3 exons. NCBI's taxonomy places the organism in Eukaryota, Fungi, Ascomycota, Eurotiomycetes, Eurotiales, Aspergillaceae. Bases 240 to 725 code for a protein of 161 amino acids.